UAAAGGAAACGGGAGAAAAUGAGAGACAGUGAAAUGAAAAAUUGCAAAAACUCCAAAAAGAGAAAAGAAAAGCAAAGAAUUUGAGAAGCAUUAUACAAAUAAAAGGAAGAACGAAACAAGAGAAAGACAGUCAGAAAUGGCUGUGGAGACAGUGGCUGCAGCAGAAGGAGACGCGCAGAAGAAGAACAGGAUUCAAGUGUCUAACACCAAAAAGCCUUUGUUUUUCUACGUUAAUCUUGCCAAAAGAUACAUUCAGCAGCAUAAUGAGGUUGAGCUUUCUGCCUUGGGCAUGGCUAUAACUACUGUUGUCACAAUUGCUGAGAUUUUGAAGAAUAAUGGACUGGCUAUUGAGAAAAAAGUUAUGACAUCUACAGUUGGCAUGAAGGAUGAGAAUAAAGGGCGUGUUGUGCAAAAGGCCAAGAUUGAAAUUGUGUUGGGGAAGUCUGAAAAGUUCGACUUGCUGAUGAAUGCUGCCAAUGGGCCACCAGAGGGUACUUCCAAAGAUGAGGAAUGACAAUAGAGUGAAGCAAAAUUGAUGUUUAUUGUUGUAGUUCUACAUUCACAUUCUUUCUUAGUAGUACUUACUAGCAGGAGAAUAGGUAGGUAUUCAUUGAACAUGAAUCCCUUGUGGAGUAGUUAAUACAUAAUAGACUAGAGAGACAGCUUCAUAGAAUGAUUUCUACUCUAUAAGGGAGUGUCUGUUUUUGAAUUUGUAUUUUUCUUUGUCAAUGCACAUAAAGAUUGACUAUUCAAUUAGGAAGAAACUGUAGUAAUCACUUUUUCUGCAAUUUGUAUGCUUGACUCGCUGAAGCCUAGUUCUUACUGUUGACUGUUUGAU
Molecule: messenger RNA, 838 nt
Organism: Theobroma cacao (cacao)
Lineage: Eukaryota; Viridiplantae; Streptophyta; Magnoliopsida; Malvales; Malvaceae
Gene: DAN1
Product: Alba DNA/RNA-binding protein
Cellular component (GO): nucleus
Molecular function (GO): RNA binding
Source: RefSeq, a predicted model, not a curated record